Fibroporia radiculosa is the source of this 2991-nucleotide messenger RNA. RefSeq lists its product as uncharacterized. Bases 1 to 2991 code for a protein of 996 amino acids. The transcript has 18 exons. Gene Ontology annotation, molecular function: phosphatidylethanolamine N-methyltransferase activity. Lineage: Eukaryota; Fungi; Basidiomycota; Agaricomycetes; Polyporales; Fibroporiaceae. The record is from RefSeq and is a predicted model, not a curated record. Gene Ontology annotation, biological process: phosphatidylcholine biosynthetic process.
AUGGCGACAGCAGAGCCGCAAAGUUCGGUGCGCCAGCGGAGGCGCAACUCGGCGGAGGUGCAGGCUGUCACGACCGACGAUAAUUUCAAUGCGCGGAAGAAAGAGGAGGUCGUAUGGGGAAAGACGCCAUCUGGGGAAGUUUUCCGCGUACCCACGACGCACGAUGUCUUGACAGCUUUGUUUCAUCCUGCAUACCCUAAAUCGCACCUGGAUCUCCUUAAUCUUGGCCUGCUCGGACUGCAGCUCGUUCUCUUUGCUGUGCUGCCUCGCUCUAUCGCCAAAGUCUUUUUCCUUGUCUAUUUUGCUUUUUGGCGGGCAGCCUAUGACUUAGGUCUGGGCUGGGUCCUCACAAAGCAGAGCAAGCGGAAAUGGAUCGUUAGAGAAGUACAAAGACUGGGGUGGCUAGAUGAGAAUCGCCAGCCCGCAGUCCGUGACUGGAUCAGAGAGCAGCUUGCUGGUAAAAUGGGAAAGGAUUAUUCAUUCGAUGAGCUACCGCUCGAAUACAACACUUGGCUGCUGUUCCGCCAGAUGGUGGACAUUAUUCUUUUGAAUGAUUUCUUGGCUUAUUGCAUGUUUGCGUUCACCUGCUUCCGAGUCCCUGAAGAUCUUUCGAUUGCAGUUCACGUCAUGAGGUGGAUCGGAGGCAUCGCACUCAUCGCGUUCAACCUCUGGGUGAAGACUGAAGCCCACAAUGUGGUCAAGGAUUAUGGCUGGUAUUGGGGCGACGUAUUCUUCCAGCGUGGUGCUCUUGUAUUUGACGGUGUCUUCGAAUUGGCUCCCCACCCGAUGUACUCCGUCGGUUACGCCGGCUACUAUGGCCUUUCGCUCAUCAUUGGCAGCUACUUCGUCCUCUUCGUGAGUCUAGCUGCCCACGCCGCUCAGUUUGGGUUCCUGGUAUUCUUUGAGAACCCGCAUAUCGAACGCACAUACGGCCAGCGCAAGCUACUCGCUCACCGUUCACCAGUUUUGGCAGCUACCUCUGGCAGGUUGGGCAAAACGUCAUCUUCACAUACUCGGGAAUCGUCGGAAUCGUCGGUCUUCUCGAGCGAUCUUAAUACUCCCUCUGCUACGGAGGGUGAAAGUGCCACUGAAACGGAUGAGGUCUUAACUGAAACGGAGACGGAGACCGAGUUCGUGCAUGCUCGUCAGAACAGGAACAAGCGCCGGUCAACAUCCUCCUUCGGCUCGAACUCCACUAUCAGUGACGGCACCUAUCGUCGCAGCAAUUCCCCUCUGCUGUCCCAGCACGAUUUCAUGAACCGAUAUUUCAGGAAAGAUGCGAUUUUCUUCGCAAACGUCGAUAUCCUCAGAGCAUCUGAUUUCAAGCUGGUUUUGAUGAUCAUGUACCCGCUCGUCACAUCUUUCCUUCCCUCGCUCUCAAAUCAUGGGACGCUGGUGCUCCAUUUUGUGCACGCUUUAGCGUGGUGUCUGUUCCACUCUUUUGGCCUCGGGUUCGUUCUGCGGGCUCAAUCAGAGAACAAAUUCUUGGUUCGGCACUUCCUGAAGCACUACCAUUAUCCCAUGAAAGACCACGGAAGAGGUGCCUUGAGGGAAGCAUUCGACAAUUGGAAAUCGAUCUAUAAUCUUAGCAUGUGCAUGACUUAUGUCUCAUCAAUCUGUCUUGCAUGGAAGACGUACAAUAUCCCACAGGAGUGGACGGUCGGAAAUGAGCUGUUGCGGCACACACUAGGUGCUAUUCUCAUUGGCCUGCACGUGUGGGCGACAAUGGAGAUGUAUGAGGUUCUAGGACUUUUCGGGUGGUUCUUUGGUGACUUCUUCAUGGAAGGGUUCUCUGCGCAACUUGAGUAUACUGGCAUUUACCGAUACCUCAACAACCCUGAGGUCAUGAGUGGCGCUGCGUUCUUUGGCCUAGCUCUCAUCAGCGGCAGCAAACUGGUGUUCACUCUCGCGGUCGUCCGACACUUGUCACAAUGGUGGUUCUUGAGCAAGGUCGAAAACCCUCACAUGCGGAAAUUAUACGGCGAUUCUCUGCGGAACGAUGCAGGGUUCGUCAAGGUCAUCAAGAAGGUUGCGAACAAGAACGCGCGUCUACUGGAAUCUCGUGCAGGUCGCCAUGCGCCAGAAAUUAGAAGAGUCGCUCGAGAGGUCAAGGGCACCUUUGAGAAGGUAUACGAGGAGACUGCCGACGUUGUGGAAGAAUUCUUGGCAAAAUCGCGCCCAAGGAUCUCCGAAGUAGUUCAGGACACAAAGGUUCUCCUCCAGCAAUCCAGGGAGAAACUGGUCAUCUCUCGCGUCGCCAAUGACUUGUCAUCAUAUGAUACCGCUAAAUACAAUGUAUCAAUUGUGCCCAGCUCGGACGGAUCCUCGCGCUUUCAUCUCGGUGAGCCCAUCAAGGUCAAAUGGCGUGCGCCUCUGCACCACUCGCGUAGGGACUGGAUUGGCAUUUACAGGGUUGGAGCCAACAAGUCUAGUCUGGUGACGAAGACUUCGUCCCUCGGUAUGUGGGUUCCCGUCCAUGAUGAAGAAUGGGACGGGGACUUUCCGCUGAGCCUGAACCGACCCAAUCGGCCGGACAAUGAUUCGGAGAAUGGCGAAGUCGUGUUCCGUGCGGGCAAUUUGCCGUGGCGGACGGGACGAUACGAGAUACGAUAUCAUCAUGACGGCAAGUAUAAUGUUUUGAGUCUGGAAGGACCUAUCGAAAUAUAUGUCGACAAGCCCAACGAAGUCCGUUUUGCGAGCGUCCGGACAUGUCUCGCUCGCAUUGUACCGCUCUGUCUUGACUCUGACCCUUCUUUGAUCCCACUGUCGUGCAAAAAUGGGCAGACAGAGUCGGACGACGAACGGGACGAAGCCAGCGGUCGCAACCCCGACGACUUCCGGUUCUGGUCGGAGAGGCAGGCCAAGCGCAUCUCGGUGGCCAUCAAGCAGGCAUUUGGCGUGGAGUUGGACCCAGAGGUCAUAAUUGCGGAUGCAAAUCUGAGCUCUCUGGCGGACAGGAUCAUUUUGUCGCGAGAGUUGCUAGCACCGUAA